AUGGCCUCGGGAGUAGGCGCGGCCUUCGAGGAGCUGCCUCCCGACGGCACGUGUGACGAGUGCGAGCCCGACGAGGCUCCAGGGGCCGAGGAAGUGUGUCGAGAAUGCGGCUUCUGCUACUGUCGCCGGCACGCCGAUGCACACAGGCAGAAGUUCCUCAGUCACCACCUGGCGGAGUACAUCCAUGGCGCCGGCGCUUGGAUCCUCGGAGGCAAGGGGAAGCCCGAGGGCCAAGACAAAGUUGAAGCUAAGGUGGAGAUCGGGACGGAGGUAGACAGCGAAGCCGGGGACGAGAGUGAGUCGGAGGAGGAGAGUGAAUCAGACGAGAGCGAGACGGAGGAAGACAGUGAAGAUGAGAGCGAGGAAGAGAGUGAAGAAGACAGCGAGGAAGAAAUGGAGGAUGAGCAAGAAAGCGAGGUAGAGGAAGACAACCAGGACGAAGGAGAGUCUGAGGCCGAAGGAGAAACCGAGGCAGAGAGUGAAUUCGACCCAGAAAUAGAAAUGGAAGCAGAGAGGGUGGCCAAGAGAAAGUGUCCGGACCACGGGCUGGAUUUGAGCACCUAUUGCCAGGAGGAUAGGCAGCUCAUCUGUGUCCUGUGUCCAGUCAUUGGGGCUCAUCAGGGCCACCAGCUCUCCACCCUCGACGAAGCCUUCGAGGAACUAAGAAGCAAAGACCCAGGCGGACUGAAAGCAGCUCUGAUCGAGUUGGUGGAAAGGUUAAAAUUCAAGAGCUCAGACCCUAAAGUAACUCGGGACCAAAUGAAGGUGUUUAUACAGCAGGAAUUUAAGAAAGUUCAGAAGGUGAUUGCUGAUGAGGAACAGAAGGCUCUUCAUCUAGUGGACAUUCAGGAAGCCAUGGCCACAGCUCAUGUGACUGAGAUUUUGGCAGACAUCCAGUCCCACAUGGAUAGGUUGAUGACUCAAAUGGCCCAAGCUAAGGACCAACUUGAUACCUCUAAUGAAUCAGCUGAGCCAAAGGCAGAGGUAAUGGAGAAUGCCCACAAUUAUUAG
This is a messenger RNA of Chrysochloris asiatica (Cape golden mole), 1011 nucleotides long. It is a transcript of the gene TRIM44, whose product is annotated as tripartite motif containing 44. The record is from RefSeq and is a predicted model, not a curated record. Bases 1 to 1011 code for a protein of 336 amino acids. Gene Ontology annotation, molecular function: zinc ion binding. NCBI's taxonomy places the organism in Eukaryota, Metazoa, Chordata, Mammalia, Afrosoricida, Chrysochloridae. The transcript is spliced from 3 exons.